Euleptes europaea (tarantolino) is the source of this 680-nucleotide messenger RNA. It is a transcript of the gene CCDC28B, whose product is annotated as coiled-coil domain containing 28B. The transcript has 5 exons. The coding region runs from base 37 to 600 and encodes 187 amino acids. Lineage: Eukaryota; Metazoa; Chordata; Lepidosauria; Squamata; Sphaerodactylidae. The record is from RefSeq and is a predicted model, not a curated record.
UCCUGUGGGUAGCUGAGGGACGUGACCGGUUGAGAGAUGGAAGAGAAGAAGAAGAAGAGGAGCCCCAAGGCCCACCUGGCUCAGCCAAUGCCCUCCAGCGCUUUGCGCAAGCUGCCGGUCCCUGCCAGCAAGAGCACUUCCUUCUCCCUGGGGAUGCCUCACCUCCCAUCACCGAAGCAAAGAUCCAAGUUCAAGAGAGCGAACAAAGAGAAGCCCCGAGCCCCCCAGCCUGCAGGCAGCACGGGGACCACGGUAGCUGCCCCUCUGCAGCACUCUUUCCUGACGGACGUCUCGGAUGUGUACGAAAUGGAGGGAGGGCUCUUGAACCUGCUGAAUGACUUCCAUUCUGGGAAGCUGCAGGCUUUCGGAAAGGAAUGUUCCUUCGAACAAUUAGAGCACGUUCGGGAGAUGCAGGAGAAGUUGGCCCGUCUGCACUUCAGCUUGGAUGUCUACGUGGAGGAGCUCUCUGAGGACCAGAAGAAAACUGUGGCCGACAGGAAUCUGGAUCAGCUACUGACAAACUUGGAAGAGCUCAGCAACUCCAUCCAAAAGCUGCACUUGGCAGAAAACCCUGACCUGGAAGAUGCCUCCACAGCCUAGAGGAAGCGAAGCAGCAGCCCGAGUCGUCUCUCGAGCAGAGUGGGAACCCUUGGCAGAGGAACAGCAGGCCUGAGAGAGGA